Sycon ciliatum is the source of this 1593-nucleotide messenger RNA. RefSeq lists its product as uncharacterized. The transcript is spliced from 6 exons. Gene Ontology annotation, molecular function: phosphoric diester hydrolase activity. Gene Ontology annotation, biological process: lipid metabolic process. The record is from RefSeq and is a predicted model, not a curated record. NCBI's taxonomy places the organism in Eukaryota, Metazoa, Porifera, Calcarea, Leucosolenida, Sycettidae. The coding region runs from base 148 to 1206 and encodes 352 amino acids.
GGAAAAGCUGACUGAAUAAUUAUUAGUAUGACCAGACUGCACGGCCAAGGCCAGGAGCGGCUUGCUUCGUUUCCCUCACAUCAGUCUCCUGGUAGUAGUCGAGAAGCAUAGCGUCGCCGGGGCAGCUGCCCUCAGUGCUGGGCCCCAAUGGCCUCCGCAGCUUUUCCAAGAUCAAGCUGGAUGGCUGAGGACGUGGGCGCGUGCAAAAUGCUGUCGCCAUUUCAGUUCUGCUUUCCUGGAACGCACGACUCCGGGGCGUGCUUGAGACUCACUGGAGGUCCCGUCCUAGGCCUGAGUCCUUUCCUGAAUUGCCUCUCCGGAAUGCCUGGUAUUCGAGAGUGUCUGGCACGUUGGACCAUCACCCAGCCCGGACUGACAAUCUACAACCAGCUGAUGGGCGGAAUCAGGUUCCUGGACCUGCGCAUUGGCACAGCAUCACACAACAUACACGGCGAGGAGGAGCUGACCUACAUUCUCACUCACACAUUCAUGGUCGGGUAUCUGGAGGAGGCAUUGGACAGCAUAGUGCACUUUAUUGACGAGCAUCCGACGGAGAUGAUUGUCAUUGCCUUUGUCCUUUCCAGUGGGGUAGAGGAAGACGCUCUCCAGAGGUUCGUGGAGUCGCACCUGGGCAGCUAUGCAUGCCCCGAAAGCGCCCUGUUUCCUAGGAACGGUGCGGGUGCAACAGCUAGUGCAACGCUACCAGGACCAACAGUUGUACAAAAUACCAGUGUGCAUUCACUAACAAGUGCAGGGCACAAUCUGCUGCUGUUAGGGAACGUUGACCAACCGGACAGAUCAGCCUCUAACCCAUCCAACGUGUGGCUGGACAAGUCACUCCUAGCGUCCGGCACCUUCGUCAGCUUGUGCAACGUGCAUGCAAAGACGCAGUUGAACCGACAGCAGCUGAAGGACUACCUUGCGGCAAUACCAGAGGAGAAGAGGAGGAGGCACCUGUACCAGCUGCCUCACACGGUAACACCGCAGACAAGCAGUAUUGUCUGGGACGUGUUGACUUGCCGCUCGCUGCCCGACCAUGCACGCGAGAUGGACGCCACCCUGCCUGGCUUCGUCCUGGACGAGCUGACGCGACACGAGCGCGAUGCCGUGAACAUCAUCACCGUGGAUGACUACUCGCACUCGGACGUCGUGCAGGUGGCCAGGCAGCUGGUGCGCGAGCGAUGGAACACUGUAUCCGAUCACUGACCUUCCUCUGUCCAAUACCUUCACCUGGUUAAUAUACUAGUUAUUACCCUCGCUAAUACCCUGGAUAAUACUCUCACCUGGUGUCUUGCGUGUCUUGGUGUCUUCAACUUCAUUUUUUAAUACUCUCACCUAUUAAUUUUAUGCUUUCCACUUAUCUGGAAGAAAUGAGACAGAAAGUGUAAUGACUAAUGCGUUGGAAUGCUUUCACAUGUGUUUUUCCAGAUUUCUCAUUACUGUUUUCUGAUGAUCGCUUAGUGCGUGAAACUCGGAGUAAAAACACUUUCUCUGUCCUCCUAUUGUUUUGUUUUGUUUUUUACUUAAAAAGUUAAUGUCACUUACAUUCACACGUCCAAUCCUGGUGUUGACAGUCAAAUUGUUUUCUUCAGA